Messenger RNA from Podarcis raffonei (Aeolian wall lizard), 1041 nucleotides. It is a transcript of the gene PFN4, whose product is annotated as profilin family member 4. The transcript has a single exon. NCBI's taxonomy places the organism in Eukaryota, Metazoa, Chordata, Lepidosauria, Squamata, Lacertidae. The coding region runs from base 383 to 862 and encodes 159 amino acids. Gene Ontology annotation, molecular function: actin monomer binding. The record is from RefSeq and is a predicted model, not a curated record. Gene Ontology annotation, cellular component: cell cortex.
CUAAAUGGUGGGAUUUAAAUGCCUUAAAGAAAUAAACAAAGGGGGAACAAGAAAAAAAAAUGAGAUAAACCUCCUGGGAAUUCCUGCCAAAUGCACAUUCUCAGCUUGUCAUUACUGACGUUCAACAAAUGAAAAAGAAAGGAAAUGAAUGAAUGUGAGAAUCGGCAUGGUCAGCAAGGGGUUACUUGAUCCCAGACUAGAACCAGCUCCCUUUCCCAUAUAGCUUGCACCCUUUGACUUGUAUCUCUCUGUGUGUGUUUUUAAAGAAGGCUUUCUAAAAAGAAACGAGAAAUGAAAAAUUCAGAGAGAAGGCCUAGUUCAUUUCAGGAGCCAGGAGUGGUGGUGGUGGUGGUGGGGAACCAAACAAACUACAAUUCCCAGAAUGCUUUGGGAGAAGCCACGGCAGUUGAAGCUGUUUUGUGUAACCAAGGAAGCAGACAAAUCCUUAACAGCAGAGAGCCGGGGAGAGAGGAAAAUGAACCAGACACAAAGUAUGCUGAUAGACGGCCUCACUAGGACCAAGCAUGUUGCCAACGCCGCUCUCAUCAGAAUAGUGGACGGCAACAUCCUGGCAACCACUCCGGGCUUCAACAUCCAAAGCCAAGCCCUGGUCUUCCUCCAAGCCUUUUUUAAGGAGCUGCUCCAAGUCAGAAGGGACGGGCUUUACUUCAAAGACCGGUACUACAAGUGUGUCAGAGCAGACGACCACUCCAUCUACCUCAAAGGGAAAGACAACGGGGUGAUUUUAGCCAAAACUGGGACCUUCAUCGUGGUCGGCACUUACGCCCAAGGCAUGUACCCCAGCGUGUGUGUGGAAGCCGUGGAGAAGCUGGCGGACUACUUCAGAGCAAAGGGAAACUGAAAAGGCUGUGGAGAUGGAGCCAUUUUACUCGGAGACCCAGCGCAGCCCAGCCCAGCAAGAGAACGGAUCGCUAUCGGCAAGAGAGGGCAGCUGAUGCAAGGACCACAAAUCCUUUUCACAAGCUUCCUACUUGUGGGGUUGGAGGGGAGAAAAAUUAAAUGCACGCGAAGUAAAACCUU